Molecule: messenger RNA, 1068 nt
Organism: Adineta steineri
Lineage: Eukaryota; Metazoa; Rotifera; Eurotatoria; Adinetida; Adinetidae
Source: the annotation of a GenBank genome assembly
AUGAAAACGAUGAACGAAAUUAACAAUAGUUUUGUUGGCAUGCAACAUCCAGUUAUUAAUGAUAUUCAGAACAAUGAACCUAGGCCAAAAAGAGAAGUAAUGACACUUCGAAUAUAUAUUCGUACUUUUUGGAUGGAUUAUCUUGUAAUGGUUAUAUUGGGAAUUAUUGGUAUUGUUGUUAAUGGCCUCCGACCUAUACCAAAUCGUGUUUUUCCUGUUUAUUUUCGUGAUGGUGAAAUAGUUAAUCCAGAAUUCGGCUAUUCAUUUGGUAUAAACAUUAUACCAACAUGGCUAUCUGGUCUAUUAGCAUUUAUUAUUCCAUUUGUAUUUAUUAUGUUAAUGCAAAUACGAGUACGAAGUUUUAAUGAUGUGAAUACAGCAACAAUGGGUUUAUUAUUCUCAAUCAUAUCUGGUGCUGUGUUUCAAGUACUUAUUAAAUGGCUUAUUGGAGGUUUACGACCACAUUUUUUCUCUGUUUGUAAACCAAGCAUUAAUCCAGCAAGUGUUGGUACAGGAAAAGGAUUUGAUGGUUUAAUGUUUGAUCGAUCCAUAUGUACAGGAGAUGAGAAAGAAAUUAAUUUUGCAUUACAAUCAAUGCCAUCAGGCCAUGCAACAGCAGCAUUUGCUAGUCUUGUUUAUUGUUCAUUAUAUCUUAAUGGUAAAUUAAAAGUUUUCGCUAAUUACCGUCCACAAUAUUGGAAAUUUGUUUUAUUUUAUGCUCCAUUACUCGGUGCUGUUCUUAUUGCUUCUUCAUUAACAAUCGAUCAUUAUCAUCAUUGGUAUGAUAUUUUAGCUGGUUCAAUUAUUGGAAUAAUGUUUGCUGUUGGAUCAUAUCGUUUUCAAUAUGCUAGUGUUUGGGAUUUUCGUUUCAAUCAUAUACCCUUACCAAGAAUAGAAGCUGACUAUGGUUUUGAUUAUCAUCUUGAUCAAUUACAAGAAUCGAUGAGUGGUUCAAAAAAAGGCGGAUGGAAGAAUGGACAUAUCCAUGGUGCACCUUUUGAUGCAACAGCAACAUUAUCUGUUUUACCUACAUCUGCACAAAUGCGAGGAGAAUUAAACUUGGAAUAG